GUCGACCGCACAAGUGCCGACUGCCUCCGCGCCCGCCACUUCGCCACGACCCCUUCCCUGCAUCCCCGAGCAGCAUGUUGGCCAUCACCAGUUUCCCUCGACGCUUCCCCACCGCCAGCAAGCGGCCUUUAUGUCUACCGAUGCAGGUGGCGCUCACCCUCUCGUCUGCUACGCGGGACUUGUCUUCGUCUACUAUGGCGGCCUCCGUGACUGCUCGUCCUUCUGCUCGUUACUACAUGUAUCCUUCUCCGCUGCAUUUGGCCUCGCCAUUGUCGGCAUUCUCUGCACCUGUCAACAGUAGAUCGGCGCACUCAAAGCCCUCAACGAGCCAAUCCUCCGCCUUCGCCACCUCCACCGCAAGCGUGCUGGAGGACGACCAGCAGCCGCUGCACCAGGACGUCUAUGAUGACAGCUUCCUCUUUGGGGAGCGCGCAGACGACUGGUUUACCACUGCGCGCAACCCACGCACGGAUCCGACGUUUCCAGGCGUCGACCGCGCCACGGGUCGCCUGAACGCCAGCAGAAUGCCAAAUCUCCUCUCAUGCUCGCGUCAGGAGAUGCUUGACUACUUCGACAAUUCGUGGGCUAUGACGGACGCGCUGUUCGCUGCACUACAGGGCGAGCGAGCCUUCAUGACGGCACCGCCGCACCAGCUUCGUCACCCGCUCAUCUUCUACUACGGCCACCCGACCAGCUUCUUUGUCAACAAAUUCCUUGUGUCGGGUCUCAUCCAGGAGCCUGUGAAUCCUCACUUUGAGCAAAUCUUUGAGGUGGGCGUGGACGAAAUGCGUUGGGAUGACAUGAGUAAGAACGAGAUGCAUUGGCCACACGUGGCUGACGUUCUGGGCUACCGUCGCCAAGUCUACCAACUCAUUCGCAGCGUUAUCGAGUUGCACCCGGGCCUGGUGCCUGGACACGACCUGAUAAACGAGGACAGUCCGUUAUGGGCGCUGCUGAUGGGGCUCGAGCACGAGCGGAUCCAUCACGAGACGUCCUCCAUGCUUAUGCUUGAACACCCGGUCGAAUUCUUCCUGAGCACCUCACUACUGCCCGACUAUCACGAGUCUUUAACGCACGACAAUAAGGAAGUCGCACUGCAUCCGGUUGCUAGCGUUGACUACCCGGUCAACGAGUUCGUGGAUGUACAGGCCGCCAAGGUGCAGAUUGGCAAGCCACGUGACUUUCCGUCGUUCGGGUGGGACAACGAAUACGGACACCGUGAGGUGGACGUGUCGGCCUGUCGAGCUACCAAAUUCCUUGUAUCUAAUGGUGAGUUCGGCGAGUUUGUGCGUGAUGGAGGCUACCUUGAGCCGUCCUUCUGGAGCAAGUGGGGCUGGGAAUGGCGCUGCUUUCGCAACACCAAGUGGCCGGCCUUCUGGGUGCAGGAUGGACCUUCGGGCAGUCAGCGUUUCAAGUUGCGUGUCAUUUUUGAUGUGGUGCCGAUGCAGUGGAACUGGCCUGCUCAGGUCAAUUUACACGAAGCCCAGGCCUUCUGUAAGUGGAAGCAAGCUAAGCAAACAGACAAGAAGAUGAUUUACCACCUCACAACCGAGCCGAUCCAUCAGCUGAUGCGUGACGCAAAGGACCGCUCUGCCGACGCGUCUUCGGACGACAUUUUGACGAUUCCGGAAGGCACAAACAUGGCUGCCGCUACUGGCAAGAAUCUUAACUGGUCCUAUAUGUCGUUUUCCCCUGUGGACGCCAUGCCUCCGACAUCUCAAGGUUUCCACGACGUGUUCGGCAACGCCUGGGAGUGGUGCGAAGACAGGUUCUCGGCAUUGCCUGGAUUCCGUGUCCACCCUUACUACGACGACUUCAGUGAGCCAUGCUUCGACGGCGAGCACAACGUGAUCGUGGGUGGCUCGUUCGCUAGUGCCGGAGACAACGGAGCGUCCAAGUUCGCGCGCUAUCAUUUCCGUCCGCAUUUCUUCCAGCACGCCGGUUUUCGUGUCGUGGAGCAGACGAUGGACGACGACGGAGCCAUCACUCUGGCGACGACGGACGUGAACGCUCCACCCCCAUACGUGAACGGAAACCCGUUCCGCUCAACUGAGCGUGUGGUGGUGUCGGAUGCCUUUAAAGAGUCGAAUAAAGCGUCAGGAUGGAGCUGCAGAAGUCUCUUUGAGGACCUCCAACGCAAGAGUGAGCAAGCUCUCGGGUUGUUUGUGGCUUCGUCGACUUCUGGCGUGACGGACAAGCCUCUAGUGGCUCGCGAAGGUUCUGGUGGUGGUGCCAAGUGA
Molecule: messenger RNA, 2240 nt
Organism: Phytophthora infestans T30-4
Lineage: Eukaryota; Oomycota; Peronosporomycetes; Peronosporales; Peronosporaceae
Exons: 2
Coding region: 75-2240 (721 amino acids)
Source: RefSeq, a predicted model, not a curated record